AUGCAGCAGAUUGAGCAGCAGGAGGAUAUCGGACCAAGCGACGCUGAGUUUGUCCUCAGCAUCCUCCAAGCGUCUCCCUCUGUGCGCGAUAGCCGCAGUUACAUGGCGUCGUUUGCCCCCGACGCCGACGACAUGGCUGUUGGCGCUGCAGAGGCUGCGAAUGCAGCUUCCGAGCCCAACCCUCUGGUCGAGACCAUGCUCAACCCCAUCGUCCGCCGUCCGGCCCUGGUCAAGAUCCAAGGUCCGUUUACCGACCACCAGCUCUUCUCCAUCGCUCGCGGUAUCCACCACCUCCAAAAGCUCGGUCUCGUCUCGGUGGUCGUCAUUGACCGCGAUGACAUUCCACCAACCGAGAGCCUGGACAGUGUCGCUGCCGAGGCCCAACGGACAUUGAUGCUGCGCGACGUUGAACGCUGUGUCCACUUCCUGGCCAAGAGCCAGGCUCCAGCCCGUCCCGUCUUGGCCACUGUUGCCCGACUGGGAGACACGGGAGACGUCUACGUCGAGGCUGAAGGACUCGACCAUGUCCGCCGUGCUGUCGCAGAGGGUGAGAUCCCCGUCCUCAUGCCCGUCGCCCUCGACGAGGGCUGCCGUUCUCGCCGUAUCAGCGCCAACGCCGUCUUGUGCGCACUCGCCGAGGCCAUGAGCACCACCUCUGCUGGCAGCGUACCCCUGUCUGCCGAGGCGCCAGCGGGGCGUAUGGACCUCACACCGCUUCGUUUGCUGGUCAUUAACCGCGAGGGCGGUAUCCCCAGUUAUGCUCGUCAGGGUUUCCCACACUUGUCCAUCAACCUUGCGUCCGAGUAUGACUAUAUCACUGGAACAUGGCAGCCGCAAUGGCGCAGCACACACCCUACGGCCUUGUCCAACCUGGCCCUCGCCGACGAGUGUCUCUCCCACAUGCCUCGCAGCGCGUCCGCACUCAUUGUGUCGCACCGCUCUCCGGCUGCACUCAUAUCCAACCUCAUCACCAACAAGCCCGCUCACUCGGCUUCCCUCCCCCAUGCCCUCCUCACCCAAAGCGAAGGCCGCGUCACCCGCGACACCCCGACACUUAUCCGCCGCGGCCUCCCUGUCCGCAUCCUGCGCUCCACGGAUGAAAUUGACAAGGUCAAGCUCACCAACUUGCUCGAGCGCUCCUUCCGCCGUACCCUCAACCAAGAAGCCUACUGGGCCCGUCUGGAAAAGGACCUCGACUUUGUCAUUGUCGUCGGCGACUAUGCCGGUGCCGCCAUCUGCACCAUUGAAGGCCGCGAGACGGGCCAGCACAUUUGCUACUUGGACAAGUUUGCCGUUCUGCCUAGCCACCAAGGCGACGGAACCGUCGAUUUCCUCUGGGUCGGCCUCCGCGACGAGACCUACGGUCUGGGUCUGCUGGAUGCCGCCAACCCCUCGGUCGGCUCGCUUUCCGGUGUCGGCCGCGGUCGUGACCUGGUAUGGCGUUCUCGCGCCGACAACGGUGUCAACAAGUGGUACUUUGAGCGCAGCAACGGCUUUGUCACUUCCGAGGAUGGGCGCUGGAAGAUGUUCUGGUGUGACGCCGAGCAGCGUCUGCGGGAAAUGGCGCAGGAGAAUGGCGGUGUCAUGCGUGUGGUAGAGCCAGAAGAAGACGGCCGGCUGCAGGCAUGGGCGCCGGUCAUUGAGAACAUCAAGUCUGCAUGGUCCGCUUAG
Messenger RNA from Apiotrichum porosum, 1671 nucleotides. RefSeq names its product Amino-acid acetyltransferase, mitochondrial (gene ARG2). The coding region runs from base 1 to 1671 and encodes 556 amino acids. Gene Ontology annotation, molecular function: L-glutamate N-acetyltransferase activity, acting on acetyl-CoA as donor; arginine binding. Gene Ontology annotation, cellular component: mitochondrial matrix. Gene Ontology annotation, biological process: L-arginine biosynthetic process. The transcript is spliced from 2 exons. The record is from RefSeq and is a predicted model, not a curated record. NCBI's taxonomy places the organism in Eukaryota, Fungi, Basidiomycota, Tremellomycetes, Trichosporonales, Trichosporonaceae.